Lactuca sativa (garden lettuce) is the source of this 1282-nucleotide messenger RNA. RefSeq lists its product as uncharacterized. Lineage: Eukaryota; Viridiplantae; Streptophyta; Magnoliopsida; Asterales; Asteraceae. The record is from RefSeq and is a predicted model, not a curated record.
AUUCUCUACACAAAAACUCUCUCUAACUUUGGGCUUCUCUCGGAAUUUUGGCUAGUUUUUGAAGAAAAUGGAGGAUUAUGUCAACAAUCCCGCAAAUAUGCAUGAUUUUAGUUUAAUGAAUACGAAAGCCUUUGCGAACCUAAAAGGCUCUGGCGGUAACAUAUGGGAAGUCUUUGAAGUUUUAGAUGAUGCCCGACGUGCUAUUUUCAGAAAUACCGUCUUUGGCUAUUUUAUUGAUGUCCCUCGUUUACAAGGGGACGCUUUAUUGUUUCAUAAAAUGUUCCUUCAUCAGAUCCGGCCGGACCCUGUUUUAUCUCCAGAUGGAAUAAAACGUUUAUAUUUUCGAGUAGGCAAUACCAAAAUGGUUUAUGGGCCGGAAGAGUUUUGUUUGAUUACCGGCUUCAAUUUUGGGGAGUAUCCAAAAAACAUUGGGAGAAAAGGGUCAGAAAAAUUAAUAAGCAGUAAAAAAAGAUGUUUACUGCGUGAACGGCUAUUUCCGGACCAUACUAAUAGUUCGGUGAAAAUCGGCGACCUGAAAAGUUUAAUUUUAAAUCAAACAUUCCUAGCACUUGACGACCUUGAUGCAGUUAGAGUAUGUUUGAUAUACAUUUUGUGUGAAGGUUUUUUGGGCAAAGAAGUUAACGAUCGGGUGCCACAAGAUUGGUUUUAUUUGGCUGAGAAUUUGGAUCUCUGGAAUAGCUUCGCUUGGGGUAGCUAUCUAUGGGAUUUUACUUAUGUUGACCUUGAGGAUCCGUGGAAUAAGAUACAUCAUUAUUUAUCACUUCCUGAGCGUGGUCAAACUUUAAAGUAUUCCGUCUCAGGAUUUACGGCUCCAAUUAGGAUAUGGAUAUAUGAGAUGAUUCCGGCUGUUCGUGCAUGUGGAUUUGCAUUGAGAAAAAAUAAAGACUUGCCUCGGAUGAAAAGAUGGAGCGGAACAAAAAAAUUGAAAUGGGUUGACGUGAACAAGAUUUGGUCAAAGAUGCAUGUUUAAAAAUAUUUCGUUUAUUAUUAAUAAAGUUGAUUAUUAUAGUUUUAUAUGCAUUUUUAAUAUGUUUAAUUUUUUAGGAGGGGCUACCACCAAGACAAAACAUGUUACCGGGUGAUGGUGAGAUGACAUCUUUUUAUUAUAUGUCAUUUCAAGAGUAUGUAUAUGGUGAAGGGAAAGCAGUUCCAUCCCCAGUACGGGACCAUUUUAGGAGACAAGACGAAUCUUCGUCUAGUAUGUCGUCCAGUGGUCGCUCUCAUGGUAGAGGUCGGGGCAGUGGGAAACACAAGCUAUAAG